Molecule: messenger RNA, 4596 nt
Organism: Chilo suppressalis (striped riceborer)
Lineage: Eukaryota; Metazoa; Arthropoda; Insecta; Lepidoptera; Crambidae
Source: the annotation of a GenBank genome assembly
UUUCAAUGAUAUUUAUUGCCUGGUUUUGUGAUAUUUUUUCCUUGUUUUUUAAUUAUUAUUUUAGUCAUUGUGUUUUUUGUCCUACGGAAUCAUUUAUGUAAAGGGAUAUAAUGAAGCCAGUCAAGCUUGUGCCCAAAAUACGUGUGGGUUCCCGAGCCAAUAGGUCACCGAAGAAAGACGCCUCCCCUGUGCUCACCACUCUCAGCUCACCAGGAAUCCCUGAACACACUGCGCAUUUGCCUCACAGUGUUGACUUUGGAAAAUCGCCUAGAGACGGUCACUCCAUAUCGGAAUCCCGACUACAUAUGAAGGAAAAUGAAAUCAAACACGAAAAUUUGCGCAUAGACAGAGCACUACAAACAGGGGGGGAUAAGCUGGCUAAAAAUAUACCGACCACCAUGCAUCGGCAAUCACCAAGCCCGCAUAAGGAAGACGAAAGGAAGUGUUCAAGGGUCAACCAUUAUCCUAAAGAACUGGAACAGGUCAGUAGAAAACAGGAGAAGAUAAAAUGCUGCCGUGGUAUACCCCCAAAGAAAAGUCGCUCAUGUUCUCCUUCGGGGUUCGAUAUGAAUGAUCCACUGUCGAAACAGAUCCGAGAGAUUCACAAUGAUACACGAAAGAGUGCUCGGAUCAUAAAGGAUUCUAGAGCUAGAUUACUUGAGAUACAAAAGAAAAGCACUUUGACGGAAGCUGAUGUAAAAGAACUGGGCGAGCGAAACGAACUACUCCUCAGAGAGAUGGAUCGUUUUGAUCGUAUGACGAGAAACGUUCAAAAGCUGGUUGGGGUUGAGGUGGCGAUCUUCAAAAAACCCAAACAGGAUCAGACUCCUCCGGAGUAUAUACCGAGCUGUUACGACCCAGCACUAUAUCAUGAGAUGAAAAUGAACCACCCUACCGUAUUGCUGGCUGGAGGUAGACUGCCGGAGGCCCCCGGCGUGGUCGUCUGUGAGCCGCCGAUGCGUAGUAAAUCCGAACUUGACCUCACAAGAAAGCUGAGCGAAAGCUACGAUAUGCAAGAGAAGUUGGUGGCAGAUAAUGCUGACUUAGAAGUCAAGAGAUAUAUUUUGUAUAAGGAGUUGAUGACAAAGGAUCAAAAUUUGGAAACUUGUCGUGCUCAGAUCAAAAGCUUGCAAGGAGAACUGAAAUUGAUGCACAAUGAAAAUAUACUGCUCAACGAAAAGCUGAAUAAAAAUAAUCCUGAGGGCGAUGCUGCUGCGAUGAAUCAAGAUCCAACAUUUCAAAACGAAACGGAAAUCUGUGAUAAGCUGGAGAAAACCUACGAAGUUCAGAAACUAGUUGCUAAACUCGAGGACUACAAAAGUUCCACUAUCGAACUCGAAAAGCAAUUGGGUGAUUUGGAGUCUGAAGUCCGUCACAUUCGAGUCGAGAUGAAUACUGUGAACGAGGCUGCCGGCAGCGCCUGCCGUGGCGGUGGCGCGCCUAACACAUGUUUCCAACAACCAGCUGGAGGGCCUCCGGUACCGCCAAUGUCUCGAGCUUGCGGUGUUUGCCCUCCUUGCCCGGCAACAUGCAAUCCCAAUGCUCCACCGACGCCAGCUGAGAGGGAAGUGGCUAAAUUGACAAUUCAGUUGCGGCAAACUGAGGAGAAUUUCAAAACCAAAGUCGCUGAGUGUGCUAUGCUUCGUACUGAAUUAUUAAAGAAGAAGGAAGAGUUAGAGAAAGAAAAAUGUCAGCACAGAGAGGUACAGAACAAACUACGCGAGUUGGAAAUGAAAUUUGAAGGGUUGGCAACACAUACCAAUAUGUUGCUUGGUACAAAAGAACAGGCUUUUGAGCAGGAGAUAAACGUGAGGGCACUUAAGCAAUGCUACAGGGAAGCCAGGGAAGAGAUUGAUGAAUUAAGGCUUUUGAUGAAAGAACAGAAUGAACAGCUUCAAGACUAUAGGGUUAAGUACUUACAAGCACAACAAAUGGUAGAAGAGCAGCGUCGACAAAUGGACAUGAUGGAUAUGGACAAUACUAGAAUAAGCGAACAGAUAAACUUAGAAAUCCAAAAAGUCAAGAUAAAAUUCCAAGAGAAGUUACAAGAAUUGGCUCCCAUACCAGAUUUGCUAAAGGCCACUCAGAUGCGAUUGAAAGAUGCUCAGCAGGCUCAAGCUAUUGCUGAACACAACGCAGAGCAACUAGCAAGAGAACUGAACUGUGCCAGAGAGAAGGUGCAUGCAUUAUUACACAAUAGUUUAAAAGCUCCAGAGAAACCGCCUGAGCGAGGGAAUGAUGAAAAGCAACUGGCAAUGGCUCAACAGAGAAUCACUCAGCUUACGGAAAAUAAUAUGGCUCUUAAGAAUGAGGUUGAAAGAUUGAAAGCAAACGUCAUAAGGAUGGAAGAAUCGGUGUUGGCCAAUGAGAAACGCUUGCAGGAGAAAAUGCACGAAUGCGCUCAGCUCGGUGGAGAGCUGGACCGAGUGAGGGAUGAGGCGGCCAGAGCAUUGCAAAGAGCCAAUGAGCGCACGGAGACAAUACGCAAGUGUAUGCAAACAUCUAUAGCAGAGCUUGAGAGACAGCUCGCAGCGUGUAGGGCUCAAGUGAAGACAGCUGAAAAAGAUCGCGAGGAACUUCAAUGCCGUAUGCAAUGCCAGAUACGGCGUUUGAACGAUAACUUCGAACAAGCUCAGCUGCGUAUACUCGGCUUGCAGACGCAGGUUCAAACUCUUAGGAGGACUGCUUCUAGUUCUGGCGACGGCGAAGGUGACAUGGAAGCACAAGAAUGCGCCUGCAAAACCUUCUUUGAAAACCCAUAGAUGUGCAUUUUCUGAGCUUUGGGUACUAGACGUGGUUCUUUAGUUGUUCAUUACGACCACACUUAGAGAUGUCAAAUAUUUUUUUAGUUUGAUUAAAGUAGUCGAUGCUUUAAAUUUCUUUGCGAUAGGUUUUGACUAUGACACACAUCACUUUAUCAAUCAUUAAAUUAAGUUGAUUUGUCUGAGUGCGGCCGUUGAAUGAAGAAUCUACUUUGUUCCAAAGUAGGUAAAUGUUUAUUGAAAUGUCAUCUACACUGCUCAAUAUAAAUAAAAAGCAGCAUCGUUAUUUUGAUAUAAAUGUAAUAAUUAAAGGCACUUAUUAAAUGAUUAAAAAAAAUUUUUUUGAUCAUCGAAAAUAUAUAAGAACAAUUAAUUGUAUUUUAGGUGAUCUUUUACUAUUUACCGGUGAGAUGUUUGUUUUUGUUUCCGAUUCUUAGAAUUAGUACGGGUUUUAUGGGGGCACUGUACGCUCUUACUUUUUUCAUUGUUUACAAAAACUGCAACACUUAUGAAUGCUACAAUUAUAUUUAUAGGCAAGUUCUUUUGUCACCAUAGACGUUUCAUAUGCACCUUCUUUAAAAUUAUAGUAUUUGGUAAAUAAAAAUUGUUUUAAGACUCGAUUUCAAAAAACGAUUUUAAUCCCUUUUUGCAAAAAUCAAGAUCUAUUUGAAGUUCUGACUGACCUGUUGUAGACAAGUUCAUUAUACUCUUUUUAAAGCUAACUUAAAAGUUUAGAAGUACGCUAUAAAAACCUGCUCCUUUAAUAUUCCAUUCUGCAAAAAAUGACUUUUUUUGCACAUUUAAUUCGUAAUAUUGCAGUUUUAUUUAAACUUUUUAGUUAGUAAUAGGUUUCUAGAGAAAUGAAAUAUUUUAAGACAGACGUCUUAUCUUCUUUAUUUGACCCCUAAUCUUUUUAUCUAAUAAUAUUCGAUAAAAAUAUAAGCUAUAGCUGCUUUUUAUUCUGAAACGUAAUUAAAUCAUAGCAUAUUUGAGGUAAUGAUCCUUUAUGACAAUCUUGUUUUGAGCUUUUUCUAAUCACUUGUUAAGAUUCCUUGUAUUUUUCUAUUCAAAUUUGAAAUACUUAUCACAUAAUACCUUUAACAAGAUAGAUCAUUUUAAAGCAACGUGUUUUUUAUUUCUUCAAUCGAAGAGUCGAAGGAACCCUUGUCAUCACCUCACACACACCGCAGAACGUUGAACUAACUCGUGAUAUAACAUGAAAUGACGUCACACUUUUCUGUGCGUGCAGUCGGUGUUCAUCGAUUUUUAAGACGUUGCCACGUCAAAAACAUAAUUUUUACAAUCAGUUAUAAUAAGCAAUAAAAAAGGAAAUAUUUCGUUUUAAACUUCAUUUAUAUUUAUUAAAUCGUUUCAAUAUAAAACUCUUUAGAUGAAUAACUGCGAGAAUGAGAGAGAGAGAUAGAAAGCAACCACGUACUUCUCGCAAUCAAGCUUAAGUUUCAUAAGAACACAACAGUUAUAGUUCGAUGUCGAAUCAAUAACUCCCAAUUAUUACAUUGUAAUACAUACCUAUACUAAUGAUAGCUCAAUGAUUGCUAUGUUUGAUAUACUUCCGUUGCAAUCCAAAAUGCGAAGUGAAACCCUUUAAAGCUACACCUGUUUGGAUGUCUUUUCCGUUUCCUCGUUGCUAGUUCCACCCCGUACCAUGUGAACAUUUCCUGAUGAUGCGAAACACGAUCUUAGUGCUUCUUGAGCGAGGUGUGUGUCACGAUGAGGGGCAUGUGCGACCUCGUGGUACAAGUCGAUAGCGUCGCUCAUGGUGUGGAUUGCUUCUUCCGUGCGCUCUGCUUCCAUAAACUUCGCUCCUUCCUGA